AUGGUCUACCGGGGCCAAAAUCUGGGGGAGCUGGUGCUCCUCGGAAGAGUCAUCUUUUCUCUCAUCGUCACUUUGCUCAUUUUGAGCUACGUUACCGUCGGCCUGAGGUUAUGGGUCCGGUAUCGCAUCACGAGGUCUCCUGGUUGGGAUGAUGCGGCCAUGGUGGCUACGCUUUUCUUGUUUAGUGCGUAUUGUGCGUUUAUCCUCGCUAUUGCUCGUCGGACAAAGAGAGCGGCGUACAAGCCUUAUGAUGAAGAUGAUGUUCGGUUGAGCUUAAUUUUCGUCCAACUCUCCGAAGUCUUCUACAUCCUCACAACCACCCUCCUAAAAGUCUCCCUCGGCCUCUUCUUCCUCCGCGUCCUCACAAAGAAAUGGCAAAAACUUAUCUUCCACAUCGCCCUUGUCAUAUCCACUAUCUACGGAUUCCUCUACGUCUUCGUUGCCCUCUUCCAAUGCGGCGACCCCACUCGUCUGGCUGACAACCUCUUACACCCCUCUUCCCCAAACUGCCUGCCAUCGGCUUUCCUCAUGUGCACGGGCUACGUGUACGGCAUUAUCAAUGUGAUAGCGGACUGGACGUUUGUGCUAUUGCCGGUUAGUGUGCUCAUGGACAGUGAUUUGGAUAGACGGUCCAAGAUUAGUGUCAGUAUUGUUAUGUGUCUGGGAGCCGUAGGCAGUGUGAGUUCAGUACUGAGAAUGGUUUACUUGAGUGGGUUGGAGCUCCAGAGCGUGGGCUUGGUUUCUGUCAUAUCCCGCAAAGUAACAAUCUGGGCCACCGCCGAACCCGGAACCGGUAUCGUCGCUGCUUCCGUCGCUAUCCUGCGGCCCCUUGUCCGCAAAAUGGCUGCCGAUGUGCGCGAAAAGGCAAAAAUGCAUUCGCGCAAAGGGAGCCAUCAAUCUGAUGAUACUAUUCGUCUGACACGUCGGGCGUCUUUCACCCCACCAUUCAAGAAGAAGCCAGGCAUGUACAGCUUAAACAGCGAGGACGACGAGAAUCCAUGGAGUCCGACGUUGAUGGCUGAGGAGCGUGGUAUGGGCGGUGACGUCAUGCCGAAGAUGAUUGUAGUCAAGGGAAUGAUGAGUCCAGCGAUUGGGCCAAAGGCCAUGCCUGAUGAUAUUGUUUGA
Pyrenophora tritici-repentis Pt-1C-BFP is the source of this 1125-nucleotide messenger RNA. The record is from RefSeq and is a predicted model, not a curated record. NCBI's taxonomy places the organism in Eukaryota, Fungi, Ascomycota, Dothideomycetes, Pleosporales, Pleosporaceae.